GGGAGGGCGGUGUCCGGCGGGCGCUGAGGGCGGGCACGGCUGCUUCUGGAGCCGGCCACCCUCAGGCCUGACGCGGUGCUGGCUGCUGCGGGGCGGCGGGGCCGGAGGCCAUGUAACGCGCAGUGCUCGUCCUCGGCCCCAGGGGCGCAGAGCUCGCGGCGGCCGGGCGGCGAUCAAGGAGGCGCGACCUCCGCGCGGUUUUGAGGCUUUGUUAGGAAGUGCACCACCUGAAAUGGAAUCAAGAAGUUCCUACAAGCUAGGAGAGGUCUCACCAGAGGAAUGAAGCUGGAGGGUUGACAUUCCAUGCCUGAUGUAUCUGGACACAGUCUGAAGUGAAACAUGCUGAGGUUCUGUCAAAUUUUAAGAACAAAUGCAUCUAUAGCUCAUGGAAGAAAAAACACAAAUCAAGACAUUUUUUGGUUCCAAGUUGCCAAAGUAUGGAACAAAAUCUGUAAGAAGUACACUGCAGCCAAUACCAAAUGGGGCACCUGUUAAUUUAUUGGAAACUUCCAAGAAUAGCAAUGUCAGAAGUUACAUCAAAAAUAAUGGCUCUGAUUGUCCAUCUUCCCAUACAUUUAAUUGGAGAACAACAAAUAAAUAUCAACUCAGCACACAUAAUGCUGAGGUAUUUAAUACUCAGAGUUCACAUAAAACAACUGAACCAGAAAAACACACACCCAAUCAAGGAAUGCUUGAUAAAAAUGGGAUCAAAGGAGGUUUGAAAAGUGUUUCUUUACUUACAUCCAAGUUAGUAAAACCAUCCACUAUGUUUGUGCCAUCUACAGAGGAAUUAAACCAGAAGUCCUUAUCUGGGCCAUCUAACCUGGGUCAGUUCACCAAAGGGAAGUUACUGGGAAGGACUCCGUUUUCUUCAGUCAGUGCUCCAAAGCCACAGUUGAAUGGAUUUUAUGGAAACCGGUCAGCUGGUAGCAUACAGAGACCUAGAGCCAACUCUUCUGCCACUAGAAGCAGUUCUGGAGAAAGCUUAGCACAGUCCCUAGACAAUAUUAAAUCUAUGACUUGUGAAAAGAUGGUAAGGUCACAAAGUUUUUCCCAUUCCAUUCAGAAUUCACUACUCCCAUCUUCAGCUAUAACCCGAUCGAACUCCUUCAGUCGAGCUGUAGAUCUCACCAAGCCUUAUCAGAACCCACAGCUACCAGUUAGAGUGCCUCUAAGGUCGAGUUUGCUCACAAGAAACCCUCGACAGUCAGAAGUGCUGAACGGGAACGAAACUUUAGGAUAUGGGUUCAGCAGGCCAUAUGCUACCGGUGGGAAGAAGUUGGCUUUGUCAAGUGGACCAGGGGUGACGUCCAGUUUGGGCUAUAGGAUGGUUCAUCCCUCUCUACUAAAAUCCAACCGGCCUCCAUUUCCUGGGACUAUCAUAGUGGAUGGUAAUGAGAAUUCACCUGCUGACCCUUGUGUAGAAGAUGAGGCUACACUUUGGGCUAAGAACAUAACUACUCAUAAUGGCCAAGAACUGACUGAAAAUAACAGUUUUAGAACAGAAAAUGACCAGGGCAUUAAACAUGAUUCUAAAAUUAAGUACUUGAGUGAUGAUGUAGAUGAUAUUUCUUUGUCAUCCUUGUCAUCUUCUGAUAAGAAUGAUUUAAGUGAAGAUUUUAGUGAUGAUUUUAUAGACAUAGAAGACUCCAACAGAAAUAGAAUAACUCCAGAGGAGAUUUCUCUCAAAGAAGACAAGCAUGACAGUGUACCACCAAAGGAUAUAUUUGACUCCCCAAAAGAAAAAGAAAAAUCCUUAAGUAAAACUGAUGAAUGGCUAGAUUUAAGUGUCUCUGACAGGAGUGAACGUACAAAACAUACUUCUGGAAAUAAUUUGAUUUCACCAGAUACAGAUUACAGAGCUGGCUCUUCGUUUGAGCUCUCUCCGUCUGACAGCUCUGAUGGAACAUACAUGUGGGAUGAGGAAGGCUUGGAGCCCAUUGGACAUGUGCACCCUGUUGGGAGCUAUGACUCUUCUGAAAUGAACAGCAUUGAUAUUCUGAAUAACCUUGAGUCAUGUGACCUUGAGGAUGAUGACCUUAUGCUUGAUGCGGACCUUCCUGAGGAUGCCCCCCAUGAAAAUGUGGAGUGGGACAAUAUGAACCGCUUUGACCGACCAGACAGAAAUGUGCGUCAGUCCCAGGAAGGAUUUUGGAAAAAGCCAACCCAGAGGUGGAGUGGACAGGAACAUUACCACCUCAGCCAUCCUGACCACUAUCAUCACCAUGGGAAAAGUGACUUGAGCAGAGGCUCUCCCUACAGAGACUCUCCAUUGAGUCAUUUUGAAAGCUAUGGAGGGACCCCCUUUUUUCCGAUGCAGAAGAUGUUUGUAGAUGUACCUGAAAACACAGUUGUGUUGGAUGAGAUGACCCUCCGGCACAUGGUCCAAGAUUGCACUGCAGUAAAAACUCAGCUUCUGAAGCUGAAACGCCUGCUACGUCAACAUGAUGGGAGUGGUUCAUUGCAGGAUAUUCAGCUGUCACUGCCGUCCAGUCCAGAGCCAGACGAUGGGGACCAUGUUUACAAGAAUGAAGAUUUGUUAAAUGAAAUAAAACAACUUAAAGAGGAAAUAAAGAAAAAAGAUGAAAAAAUCCAACUACUAGAACAUCAGCUUGCUACUCGAUGUAACUGUCAUCUAAAUUCUAAAGAGGAAAAAUGUUCGUAUACUGAUAAAUACACCCAAACACCCUGGAGAAGAAUGCCUCCUCAAGUACUACAGCCUUCCAGCAACCUUCCCAGGCCCACAGACCACACCCAGGGAAAACUAAUAAAGCCACAACAUACAGAGGCCCACAGUGAAUGCACAAUCCAGGCUACACAUCAGGAUGUUGCACGUCUGGAUGAAAGCUGUGCCUGUGACUUGCAACCAGAGAGUAGCCAUGGCCCGGAGGAGCAGCAGCCCUUUGCAUCAAGACUACAAUGCACUAGGGAUGUCGUUGAGAGUCCUUCUUCUGAAGCAGACUUGAACAUGACCAGGGAUGCUCAAGAGCCUCACCAUUUGGCAGAUUAUCAAGUUAGUGACAUGCAGUCAGUACCCACUUCUCUUCAGACACUUCCUCAGCCCAAUGUGGCAGAGCAGGCUAAGAGAGUUGGAGGAGGUGGUCAGCCUUCUCCAGAGGGCUGCACGUCUCAGCCCAAGUCCUGGAAGCUUCCCAAGCCAUCCAUGUUGAAUUCUUUGGUACCUCCUCCAGUUUAUGAAUUACUUCCAAAUAGAACUUCCACUUGUAAGAAGUCAUCAGUAAUCACACCCUGUAAUUCAGCCAAACUUCAGCCAACAUCUAGUCAGACAAAUCUUGCCAGUAACCCAAGCCCCAAGGUUUCUAAGCUCCGUCCCCCGUCAGGCUCUUUCAAGCAGAAACAAAUAAGUAACCCACGAGUUGAACCUCAGAACUUUCAGUCCAAGACAAACAUCCCAAGGCCACUAAUUAGAAGAAAAGAAAUCAUGCAGAAUGCUAAUGGCAAUUUGAAUUCUGGGGACUGUUUAGCCUCUAAUCGAUAUUCUCGUCUUCCUAAACCAAAGAUACAUUAAGUACUUAGCCACCGCCUGCCAAUUUGCCUUUUUUUUUUUUCCCCUUCCCUAAAUCAGUCUAACUUUACAUGCAGUUUGUAAUGUUACAUGCAGUUUGCUACCUUGAUGAAGGUUCCAAAGAAAGCCUGAAAAUCUUAAAUUAAAAUAUGGAAACUGCUA
Molecule: messenger RNA, 3688 nt
Organism: Erinaceus europaeus (western European hedgehog)
Lineage: Eukaryota; Metazoa; Chordata; Mammalia; Eulipotyphla; Erinaceidae
Gene: CCSER2
Product: coiled-coil serine rich protein 2
Exons: 11
Coding region: 386-3529 (1047 amino acids)
Biological process (GO): microtubule bundle formation
Cellular component (GO): microtubule cytoskeleton
Molecular function (GO): microtubule binding
Source: RefSeq, a predicted model, not a curated record